CAGAGGGCCGCAUCACGUGACUCACUGUUGUCCUAGCGUGUCCUGAAAUGGCAAGAAAUGAGGAGAAACAGCUUGGAAAAUUAAAUCGAUUAUGGCUUCAGAAAGAAAGAGAGGAAGGUCGCAUUAAAGAUGUUACCGAGCCAAGACCAAAACUCGCGACGUUGAAUUCUGUCGCAGCCGUGAAGAAAUGGAUACCAAGCAUCAAGAAUGAGAUCGAGUACUACCUGCAGCAGUCCCAGCUAUCCCACUACCCGGAGAGGAAGAUAGCAGAGUUCCAGCAGCAAAUUGAGCAGCUGGAAAAAGAAUACAAGCGAUACCUCAACAAACUGCGCUCCCUGGACCCCACCUGCAAACAUAAGCCUUGGACUCCUAGAGCAUACUCCAAGAGGAGGCAAGACUCUGACAGCGGUCAAUGCACUGUCAAAAGGCUCUGCGCCCCUGAUCCCUGUAGUCAAGCCAGUCCAGCAGAAGCAGCUACAACAUCUACCCUAUAUAAGCAGGAUCUGCUUAACCAGUCAACCCCCGGUGCUACCUCACCUUCAGAUCUUCCAGACCAGGAUCUCCCACUAUCCUUUGACCGCACUAGGCUGGCAGUAGCAGUGGCUGGAUCUUGGAGGACUCCAUCAGGACAGCUGCAGGAUAUGAAUACACUGGCUUCUGUGCUGCGCAGUGGCCUACCCAACCUGCACAGCUCCAUAGCACCAGCUGGAGGACUUCAGGAGAGCCUGGAGACAAAACACCCCCCCUGUACUGAAAUAACACAGAAUAAGACAGAACACGUGUUGGGAUUGGGGUGCUACUCAUCUUCAGAUGAGGAAACGUAAUGAAUCAGCAAAGGUGCUGAUGAAACUGGGACACAAAUGAGACCAGUGAGGCUUUUUUAGGAAUCUCACUGGUUUGUACAAAUGGAUAUUUAAGUUUACUGUAUGUUUUUUUUCUGUGUUGGACUUUAUGUAAUAAACUGAUUUUCUCUGAGUGGCUUUAUGGUCUUCACAAUUAAUAUCAGAAAAACAACAAAAACUAGCAUUUUUGAAAAAUUAUUCUUAAGGGGCAGUCCACAGAUUUGUUCAUUUCUGCAUAAUUAAAUUUUUAACAUGUAAACAAGUAAUUCAGUGUGGUUUGAUGUGAAAUGUGCUAAAGAAAUGUAUAGAAUCAAACAGGUUUACAGUGGUGAUGAUAAGGAACCAGACAUUUGUUUAAUGCCUCUAAAACUCACAGAAAGUUCAUUGUUUAUGAAGGCAUUGCCUGAUGCCAGACAUUGUUUUUAUGAUAGUUUUCAGAUAAGGUUUUGGCCUGAAAUGUAGUUUUUAAAUAAAUUCAUGGUCCAGAGUUACAUGUAGGGCAAAACAGCACAAUGAACAUUUUUAGACAUUUACUAUUCUACCAUUAUCAACAUUACAUAUAAAACUCAAAGGAUAUAGGCUCACUGGUCAUUUUGGAUGGCGAAUACUAUGGUUAGAUUUGUGUUGUACACAUUAAGACCCUUGGUUUCUACUGUAAAGACAAUCUGUGUCAGUAUGUUUUCCCACAAUGUAUCAUUUCACAUUGAAAUAAACAGAAUAACUUUACAUCUCGA
This is a messenger RNA of Colossoma macropomum (tambaqui), 1576 nucleotides long. RefSeq lists its product as uncharacterized. NCBI's taxonomy places the organism in Eukaryota, Metazoa, Chordata, Actinopteri, Characiformes, Serrasalmidae. Gene Ontology annotation, biological process: generation of catalytic spliceosome for second transesterification step. Bases 48 to 824 code for a protein of 258 amino acids. The transcript has 5 exons. The record is from RefSeq and is a predicted model, not a curated record.